AUGGGUGACAUGGGCUUAGGAAUAGCUUCCCUCUUGGUCAAGUAUUCGUACCCGGUUAUCACCGACCUCAAUGGCCGAAGUCCCAAUACAGUAGCUCGCGCAGAAGCAGCCGGUGUCAAGGAUGUCUCCUUCCUCGACCUCCUUUCAGAAGCCUCGAUAGUUCUGUCUGUCCUCCCUCCAGGUCAUGCUUUGUCGUUAGCAGAAAGGACCGCAUCACUGAUCGGCAUCGCCUCACGUGAUCGAAAAGACAAACUGGUUUUCAUCGAUCUGAACGCCAUCUCUCCCUCUCUCGCACGGAAUAUAUCUUUGGUCAUCGAAAAUUCCGGAGUCACAUUCAUAGAUGGAAGCAUCCUCGCCUAUCCAUCCAAGCAGCUUGACGACGGUACCUGGUUUCGCCCCUCAAUUCCCAUCUCUGGGCCCGACUUCCCUUCAUCUCCAUUCACAUCCGAACUCACCUCUCUCCUGAACAUGCACCAUAUCAGCCCAUCAAUCGGCGCCGCAUCUGGGCUCAAAAUGUGUUUCUCGGCCAUCAACAAAGGGUUGACUGCCAUCUCAAUCCAAGCUUACAGCACGGCGCAUAAUCUGGGUGUCCUGGAAGAGUUGGGGGAUUAUAUGGAGAAGUACUUCCCGGCGCUGCAUAGGGUGAUCGAUGGGGCUAUUGUGGCGAGUCAGAAGAAGGCUUAUAGGUGGGUUAACGAGAUGGAGGAGAUUGAGAGUUGUUUUGUGGAGGAGGGUGGUUGGGAUAAGGGUAUAUUUGGAGGGGCGGCGGAGGUUUUCAGGUUUGUGAGGGAGAUACAACCGAAGGGUGAAGUGAAGGCGGUAGUCCAGGAAGUGAGUGGCGCGCUGAGGAGAAGGAGGAAGAGUUGUUAG
This is a messenger RNA of Mollisia scopiformis, 870 nucleotides long. RefSeq names its product 6-phosphogluconate dehydrogenase C-terminal domain-like protein. Lineage: Eukaryota; Fungi; Ascomycota; Leotiomycetes; Helotiales; Mollisiaceae. Gene Ontology annotation, molecular function: oxidoreductase activity. The record is from RefSeq and is a predicted model, not a curated record. The coding region runs from base 1 to 870 and encodes 289 amino acids. The transcript has a single exon.